Messenger RNA from Pipistrellus kuhlii (Kuhl's pipistrelle), 3227 nucleotides. RefSeq names its product histone-lysine N-methyltransferase NSD2-like. Gene Ontology annotation, molecular function: histone H3K36 methyltransferase activity; protein binding. Gene Ontology annotation, biological process: regulation of DNA-templated transcription. NCBI's taxonomy places the organism in Eukaryota, Metazoa, Chordata, Mammalia, Chiroptera, Vespertilionidae. Gene Ontology annotation, cellular component: nucleus; chromatin. The record is from RefSeq and is a predicted model, not a curated record.
AUGGUGGAUGACAGAGCCAUCCAUGGAGACAAAGAGGAGCAGAAGAGAAGAUUCUGGACAGGAAGAGAAGCGGUAUCAGCAGAAAAGGGUGAAGGCUAUAGUGUUUCUGUAGAUGCCUUCGCUCUCUGGAGACUCUGUUUAAAGGAGACCUUCCAGGAAUUGGAAAACAUCGGCAAUCUCUUUGGCCCAAGGGCCCUGCUGGCAUCUUUUGAGGGAACAUCCCGAACAGGCUCCUGCAAGGCCGCAGAAGCCGUGUCCUUCGUGAAGAGCCAGGUAGCAACCAAGCGCCUGUCUGACGCGUGCAAACCGUUGAAGAAGCGGAGCCGGACACCCGCAGCCGCGUCCUCGGCGCUCGCCUUUAGCAAGAGCUCGUCUCCCUCUGCCUCCUUAACCGAGAACGAGGUCUCGGACGGCAUGGGCGAUGAGCCCUGGGAGUCCCUGGACGAAAGUAUAGAUGAAACAGAAGUGUCCGUGUCCUCAAAGAAGUCGGAGCGAGGCCUGACGGCCAAGAAGGAGCACGUGUGACAGCUGUGCGAGAAGCUCGGCCGCCUCCUGCUCUGCGAGGGCGCCUGCUGCAGCGCCUUCCAUCUCGCCUGCCUCGGGCUGCCCCGGCGGCCGGAAGGGGGCUUCGUCUGCAGCGUCUGCAGCAUCUGCAGCGUCUGCAGCAUCUGCAGCGAGUGUGUCUCAGGGAUCCACUUGUGCUUUGUGUGCAAGGAGAGCACGGCGGAGGCCAUGCCGCAGUGUGGGAAGUUCUACCACGAGGCCUGUGUGCACAAGUUCCGCCGGACCGUGUUCGAGGGCCGCGGCUUCCUGCACAGCUGCGUGAGCUGCCGCGCCGCCCACCCCUCCAGCUCGCGCGCCACGAAAGGUAAGAUGAGACGGUGCGUGCGCUGCCCCGUCGCCUAUCACAGCGGGGACGCCUGCCUGGCGGCCGGCUGCCUGGUGCUCACGCCCCACAGCAUCGUCUGCAUGGCCCACUUCGCCACGCGGAAGGGGAAGCGGCACCACGCCCACAUCAACGUGAGCUGGUGCUUCGUGUGCUCCAAAGGAGGGAGCCUGCUGUGCUGCGAGUCCUGCCCGGCGGCCUUCCACCCCGAUUGCCUGAGCAUCGACGUGCCCGACAGCAGCUGGUUCUGCAACACUGACUGCCGGGCGGGGAAGCAGCUGCACCACCAGGACAUCGUGUGGGUCAAACUCGGCAACUACAGAUGGUGGCUGCUGAAGUCUGCCAUCCCAAAAAUGUUCCCCCAAAAUAUUCAGAAAAUGAAGCACGAGAUUGGAGAAUUCCCUGUGUUUUUCUUUGGGUCUAAAGAUUAUUACUGGACGCAUCAGGCUCGAGUGUUCCCGUCCAUGGAGGGGGACUGGGGCAGCCGCUACCAGGGGGUCAGCGGGAUCGGCAGAGUCUUCAAAAACGCACUGCAAGAAGCUAAAGCGCGUUUACGUGAAAUCAAACUGCAGCGGGAAGCCAGGGAGAUGCAGGUGAGCGAGCGGAAGCCCCCGCCCUACAAGCACAUCAAGGUGAACAAGCCCUACGGGAAAGUGCAGAUCUACACGGCCGACAUCUCAGAGAUCCCCAAGUGCAACUGCAAGCCCACGGACGAGAGCCCCUGUGGCCCGCACUCGCAGUGCCUGAACCGCAUGCUCAUGUUCGAGUGCCACCCGCAGGUGUGCCCCGCCGGGAAGAUCGCGCGCACUGACGGCAAGGGCUGGGGCCUGGUGGCCACGCGGGACAUCCUCAAGGGGGAGUUUGUGAACGAGUACGUGGGCGAGCUGAUCGACGAGGAGGAGUGCAUGGCCCGGAUCAAGCAUGCGCAGGAGAACGACAUCACCCACUUCUACAUGCUCACCAUCGACAAGGACCACAUCAUCGACGCCGGCCCCAAAGGCAACUACUCCAGGUUUAUGAACCACAGCUGCCAGACCAACAGCGAGACCUUCAAGUGGACGGUGAACGGGGACACGUGUGUGGGCCUGUUUGCCGCGUGUGACAUCCCCGCAGGGAUGGAGCUGAUGUUUAACUACAACCUUGACUAUCUGGGCAACGAGAAGACCGUGUGCCGGUGUGGCGCCCUCAACUGCAGCUGGUUCCUCAGGGGCAGGCCGAAGACGUCCACGGCGCUGUCCGAGGACAAGGCCAAGAAGACGAGGAAGAAAGGCCGCAGGCGCCGCACCAAAGGCGAAGGGAGGAAGCCGUCGGAGGACGAGUGGUUCCGCUGUGGCUACGGCGGGCAGCUGGUGCUGUGCGACCGCAAGUCCUGCACCAAGGCCUACCACCUGUCCUGCCUGGGCCUGGGCAAGCGACCCUUUGGGAAGUGGGUGUGCCCGUGGCAUCACUGUGACGUGUGCGGGAAGCCCUCGGCCUCCUUCUGCCACCUGUGCUCCAAUUCCUUCUGCAAGGAGCACCACGACACGGCCGCCCUGCGCUUCACCGCCGACGGGCGCGCCUACUGCUGCGAGCAGGACUUGGAGACGGAGUCCGGGGCAGGUGCCAGAGCCCCUUCCGGGAGCCCAGGAGGCCCCAGGGCAGGAGGCGGCGGUGCUGGCGGAGGGUCACAGAGGGCACGUAGCACAGCCUGCCCCGGGGUGAGGGUGGGCCCAGCUGGGGGGCUGGGGCGGGGCACAGCCGGACCGGAGCACAAGCCUCUGGGGAGGGAGCGCCUCCCCACUGAGCCAUCGCAGCCCCGCUGCAUCUGCACUGACUGCCUGAGCCACGGGCUCCAGCCGGGACCAACGCCAGGGCACAGCAUUACAGCUACUUGAAUCGCUCAAUGUCGCUUCCCCUCCCACUGGUUUUAGUUCACGUUGUGAUCGACACGAUUGGCAUAUAAGAUGUUUUUAUCCCCGAACCUUAGAGUAGUUUUUCUGGAGGGCCGGGGCUCAGGCCCCAGACACCUCACUGGCUCUGAUGAACCAGCGUGUUUGUACUAAUGUGAAAUCUCCCUCCACGUGCCCUUCCUCACGCAGCACACGGCUGGCUCCGGGUCCCUGCUGUCUGCGGGCUGGACCUACCGGGCACCACCCUGUGGGCCUUCAGAGAGCAGGCCCCUCGGAGCCACUUCCUGGGAGCACUGGCGGGCGGGGCCCCGGGCCGCAGCUCGCUGGCGUCUGCUGCCCUGGGCUCUUACCAACACCUGGGGGAAACUUUGUACAUUUUUUUCAUUUGACGUUUCUUUACCAGUUUCUGGCUUUUAUUCUCAAUAUAUUUUUGCGAAACUUGUUUCACAAUU